GAUGACCCUGCCUCGCCAUUUAAGAUGAGUCCCGACCUCGAGAGCGCUAGUUGCUUGAAAGAGGCACACCACAACAAACAUGAAGCCUGUACCAGAAUCCCCGGUGAAAAUGAUGGAUCCGUCGCUGCUUUUGCGGCCGGAAGACUCAUUCAACGGCAAACCAAUAGACGCGUUCCGAGACUACUCCGUUGACGACGAAGACCCCAUCAAGAUGCGCGUACGCAAGACAUACUACGACAUGCACACCAACAUGACAGUCGACUUCGUCAAGGGUAAAAUGGAAAAAUGGCUGAAGUUCAACCACUUCAAAGCCACCAUCAAGGAGGCUUUGAUCAAACUAAACGAGCUGGUGGACGAGUCUGACCCUGACACGGACCUGCCCAACAUCGUGCACGCCUUCCAGACUGCCGAGAGGAUCCGGGAAGACCAUCCUGACGAUGACUGGUUCCAUCUGAUUGGACUUAUUCACGAUCUUGGCAAGGUGAUGGCGUUCUAUAACGAGCCGCAGUGGUGCGUGGUGGGAGACACCUUCGCGGUCGGCUGCAAAUGGGGCAAGUCCAUCGUGUACGGAGACGACAGCUUCAAGAACAACCCUGACACUUACAACCCUAAAUACAACACUCCCAACGGCAUGUACCAGCCACACUGUGGGCUGGAGAACCUACUCAUGUCCUGGGGUCACGACGAGUACCUGUACCGGGUACUUAUGCACAAUAAGGCCCGGUUCCCUAAGAAGGGGCUUUACAUGAUCAGGUACCAUUCGUUUUACCCGUGGCACGCCGGUGGUGAUUACAAGCACUUGCUGAAGGACAGCGACAAGGAUAUUGAGGAUGCUGUUCUAGAAUUCAACAAAUAUGACCUGUACACGAAGAGCGCUGGUAUCCCCGACGUGGAAGCUCUGUGGCCUUAUUACGAGCAGCUGAUCGACAAAUACAUUCCCGGUGUCCUUAAGUGGUAGACGCUGAGAAUUUGCAUCCAAGUUACCUUUUAUAAGAUAGUUACCUACCUACACGUGAGUACGUACAAGUUACAACCCGACAAGAGAAAUUAGAUUUUUUGUUGUCUAGUUUCUGUAUUAUGCAAUCGUUUAUACACCCUUAUACAUUAUUUUGACCUCAGGAUUUUAUAAUGACCUAUUAAUUUUAAGCGAUAUACAAACCACACAAUAUAAAACCUACUUAUAAGUUGAUAUACUUAAUACUCAUUAUUUUAUUGUACUUAAAUAAUAAUCUAGUUUUUACUGUAUAAUAAUUUUCAAUAAAGGAGCUCCUUUAGUCUUA
Pectinophora gossypiella (pink bollworm) is the source of this 1280-nucleotide messenger RNA. Its product is annotated as inositol oxygenase-like. Lineage: Eukaryota; Metazoa; Arthropoda; Insecta; Lepidoptera; Gelechiidae. The transcript has 7 exons. Gene Ontology annotation, molecular function: iron ion binding; inositol oxygenase activity. The record is from RefSeq and is a predicted model, not a curated record. Gene Ontology annotation, cellular component: cytoplasm. Gene Ontology annotation, biological process: inositol catabolic process. Bases 80 to 958 code for a protein of 292 amino acids.